AUGACCGGGGAGCGUUCUGAUUCUUUACGUUACACAUGGGAAACUGAUCCCACUGCCGGAAUCGUUCCUAGGGCUCUAAAUCAGAUAUUCACGACCCUCGAAUCGAUGGGUUGCGAUUUCUCUGUAAGGGUUUCAUUUUUGGAACUAUACAACGAAGAACUAUUUGAUCUUCUUUCUUCCGGGGAAGAAUAUGUCCGUUUGGGCGUUUAUGACGACUCAACCAGAAAAGGCUCCGUUCUUGUCAAAGGUCUUCGUGAAGUCGCCGUGCACAACAAGGAAGAAGUGUAUAGCAUAUUGGAAAAAGGCCUCACACGAAGACAAACAGCAAGCACACACCUUAAUGCCCAGUCAAGUCGAUCUCAUACCGUCUUUACCGUAACUGUUCAUAUCAAGGAAAUCUGUCCUGAAGAUGAUGAAGUAUUUUUAAAAAUUGGAAAGCUUAAUUUGGUUGACCUCGCGGGUAGCGAAAACAUCGGCCGAUCUGGUGCCUUGGACAAGCGAGCCAGAGAAGCUGGCUCAAUAAAUCAGAGUCUACUUACUUUAGGGCGUGUAAUCACGUGCCUUGUCGAUCAUUCUCCUCACAUACCCUAUCGUGAAAGCAAAUUGACUCGUCUGCUUCAGGAUUCACUGGGAGGGAAAACGAAGACAUCGAUUAUCGCUACAAUAAGCCCUGGCAGUUCUUCAUUAGAAGAAACAAUUUCAACGCUGGAUUACGCUCACCGCGCAAAAAACAUUCAAAAUCGGCCAGAAAUAAAUCAGAAACUUAACAAAAACCAGUUAAUCAAAGGCUACAAUGAAGAGUUGGAGCGUUUGCGCAAAGAUCUGGAGGCUGCCCGCUCAAAAACUGGUAUUUUUAUUGAUGCGGAUAAUUACAAUACAAUGCAGUUUCAGCUGAAGCAGCAACGUGCGAGGAUUGAUGAUUUGGAAAGUCGGAAAGAACUACUUGAAUCAGACUUGGAGUCCGUGACAAAGAACUUCGAGCUUUCUCAACAAGAACUAACUGAGAUUCGUGAAGCCAAGGAGAGAGUGGAGGUUGAGUUAUGCAAGGCAGCCGAAGAUCUUAGAGCCACCGUGUAUCGAUUGGAAAAAACUGAGCGCAGAUUACAUGAAGAGAUGUAUUUGCGCUCGGAACAUCAGAGUACUGAGGAGAAACUAUCUGAACAAGCCAGAGAUCUCCUUUCAGCAACAACCAUGUAUCAAACCGAUUUAUCUGGGAUUCAUGAAAAGUUGGAUCGUGUUGUGUCCCUCGACUCGUGGAAUCGCUCCGUAGUCGGAGCUUUGCCAAAUAUUUGGCUCCCAAAACAGCUUCAGGAGCCGCUUGAUUUGGUCGCUUCAAUCAAGACUGGCCUUUCCUCGGGGUUGCAGGAUCUCUCUGCCGAUCUAGCCAGACUUCGGGAGCACAUGGCGUUGUCAGGCGAAAAGAGUCUAACGGAUAUGAGCCAACUGGCGUCUACUCUUUCAGCAGUCGUCUCUGCCAACCUGCGUCUAGCCGCGGGGCAUGUUGACGACUAUGUUAAUAACCAGGCUCGUGCAAUUGCGGACUUCCGCGAAACAACCAUGGAUCCAGUGCUUUCCAAUGUAAAUGAACUGGUCGUUGAGUUACAGAAUAAGGUUGAGACCAUUGAUCGGCGACUUAAAGCAGAGGCUAAAGCCCAAGCCGAAAUGCUUGACCGGUUGGCGGUGAAAGCUGCUUCUCUCUCCAACUCAGCGGAAGCUUGGGUUCGUCUUCGUGAAGUGGAGGUAGAAGAGAAUAAACGUCUUCGUGGCGAGUUGGAGUCGCGACGUAAAGCUGAAAACGCCGACACGUACGCUCUUGUUCAACUCUUACAGGCACAAACUCGGGUGGAAUCGGACAAAAAGAUUGACGAAAGUCUUGCAGCCAAGUGUGAUCGUCUCGAUCAGCUCGCCAGUGUUGAAGCGAACACCCUGCGUCAAUUAUCAACGGACCUUUUAGGGUCAAUUUCUUUCGUUAGUGAAAGUCAAGCAGCUGUUGCCACAAGCAUCUCGUCUGACGUCGAUUGCUGCACAAAAGAUAUCUCGCGUUUGGGCAGCAGGAUUCGAGAUGCCGCAUCCUCACUAGACAUUCUAAUAGAAAGCUCAUUAAAUGCAGCCAAGAAGUGUAUGUCGUCGCCCAAUGGUGUCGGUAAACAACUCUUCGACAAAGCAGCUGAUUGGAAGUCCCUCAGUGCUGAAGGCACGACUGAAGUCGACGAGCCAAACACCGAUUUCUUUGUUCGCACGGUUGAGGAUUCUAAAUGUCGUCUCAAACUAAACGAAACCUACACCGCGGAGUCUAUGAACAAGCUUGAGGAUACUGCGGCUGGUUUCAGCGAUCUUGUCCCAGCGAUGGAUAUGGUUUCCACUGCUUUGAUCCCUCGUUUGCCCGCACUUCUCUCCGAUCAUUUAGCCGGUUCCAUUCGAGACUAUUCUCCAACUGGGGAGACCCCACAGCGAAGGGACAUUUCCUACCCGAAGGAGUUCGCUCGCACGGCUAGGCAUAGUCUGCUUUUAGAGGGAUUCAGGCAGACUCAUGGCUUCCCAGCACAGGAGAGCCCACUAGCAGAUAUGUCGAAUUUGGCCGGACGGAGUAAUUCUCAGUGGUUUUUGUUGGAUCAGACACCUUCGCUUCCAACUGUGGAAUGUGAUGUUGAAAACGACUUUGAUCGGAAGUCUGGUAGCCGUGCCAGCAGUGGACUGGCGUCGAAAGUUGACCUGCACUCCACCUACUCGGGGUCUGCCUCCGCGAAGCGCAGUUCAGUCGACACCGAACCUGAAGCGGUAACUGUCGAUGUGGGUUCGGACUAG
Molecule: messenger RNA, 2805 nt
Organism: Mesocestoides corti
Lineage: Eukaryota; Metazoa; Platyhelminthes; Cestoda; Cyclophyllidea; Mesocestoididae
Source: the annotation of a GenBank genome assembly